AAUGAGAAAAAAAAAAAGGUUUCCACGCGUCUGGCCAGUUGGUCUAAAAUCGGGCUGGCCUGCUGGAGCCUGGUCCUUUCCCAGCGCAUUGUUGAUUGAUUCACGGGAAGAGCGAGACGCCAAGAACUCGGGCAAGUCGCGAGGCCGCCUGCCUCCGCCCGCCCAGGACUCGAUCUCGAUCCCCGCCGACAAGGGAACCCGCGGGAGCGCCAAGAUCCCGCCAUGAAUCCCGAGUAUGAUUACCUCUUCAAGCUUUUGCUUAUUGGAGACUCGGGUGUUGGCAAGUCAUGUCUUCUGUUAAGAUUUGCAGACGACUCGUACCUGGAUAGUUACAUCAGUACUAUUGGAGUUGAUUUCAAAAUAAGGACUGUGGAGCAGGACGGAAAGACUAUCAAGCUGCAAAUUUGGGACACUGCUGGGCAAGAACGUUUUAGAACUAUUACCAGCAGCUACUACCGAGGGGCCCAUGGGAUUAUUAUCGUCUAUGAUGUGACAGACCAAGAUAGCUUCAACAAUGUGAAGCAGUGGUUGAACGAGAUUGACCGCUAUGCCAGUGAGAAUGUGAACAAGCUUCUCGUGGGGAACAAAUGUGAUCUGGCUGACAAAAGAGCUGUGUCAUAUGAAACAGCAAAGGCAUUUGCUGAUGAGAUUGGCAUCCCAUUCAUGGAGACCAGCGCAAAGAACGCCCUGAAUGUUGAACAGGCUUUCAUGGCCAUGGCUGCUUCAAUCAAGGAUAGGAUGGCGAGCCAGCCAGCCGCAAACAACGCUCGCCCAGCUACUGUACAGAUCCGCGGGCAACCUGUCGAGCAGAAGACCAGCUGUUGCUCUUCUUAGAAAACCAUGCAAACUUGUUGAUGCUCCAUCACCUUUAUACAUGUUUUCUUAUUUGUUUUUACUUGUUAUCUUUAUUCUUUUCUUUCUAGUGUACCUGCCUUUUGAAAUUGUGUAACUUGGAUGAAUAUAUCUUCUUACAUUCGCAGUUGUUUUUAUGGUUAACUUGGGGUGACAGUGCUGGUCAUAGUACUCGGAUCUGUAUCUAUACGGUUCUAUUACUAACGAUAUUAUACAAUAGCCGAUUUCCUUUUUCUCCUCUCA
This is a messenger RNA of Triticum aestivum (bread wheat), 1095 nucleotides long. RefSeq names its product GTP-binding protein YPTM2. The record is from RefSeq and is a predicted model, not a curated record. The transcript is spliced from 8 exons. NCBI's taxonomy places the organism in Eukaryota, Viridiplantae, Streptophyta, Magnoliopsida, Poales, Poaceae. Gene Ontology annotation, molecular function: GTP binding; GTPase activity. Bases 223 to 834 code for a protein of 203 amino acids.